AAAAAAGUCCUGCCCACUUGGGACCUAACUCGCCUAACUGUUCAGAAGUUACAGCCUAAGCUGUACUCAAAGGUGGAUAAACUUGAAAGUAAACAUUCGAAAAAAUUUAAACCGUAAGGACUACAAAAAGAAUUCAAAGAAUAUUACAAUAAAAUUAAUUGAGAAUACCUCUGAAAAGUUUGCGAUUUAAAUCUAAAAAAAUGAGUUUUAAAUCUCAAAAUUUAAUUAAUAAAUCGCAACAUUUGAAUCGACAUAAAGAAACACACAAUGAUACAAAAGAAUAUGUAUGCGAAUAUUGCGACAAGCAAUUUACCUCUUCGAGAACUUGGAAACAACAUUAUAAAGACGUACAUUUUCAAGUUAAACCCUAUAAAUGCGGAACGUGUGAUAGAGCGUUUCAAUAUGAAUCGGAAUUGGGUCGUCAUGUUCUGCUUCAUGCAGAGAAAAAACCUUAUCAGUGUCAGUUUUGUGAAGAAGCAUUUACUCGAAAAGGGAAUCUAGAAAGGCAUACAGAGGCGAGGCAUACUAUUGAUAAAACUUUCAAAUGUAUCGUGUGUAAGACAUAUUUCAAAACUCAACAAGAUUUGCGUAAUCAUACAGACACGGAUCAUCCUGAAAGAAAGUACAAAUGUAACGAAUGUCCAUCUACAUUUACCCAUCAGAGGACCUUUAACGCGCACAUAAAUAUUAUACAUAAAAGCAGUAAAUCACAUGUUUGUAAGGUUUGCGGCAAAGGCUUUCGUACCAAACAUCACAAGGCCAGCCACAGUUUGGUACACAGCAAUAAAAAGUUUUUUGAAUGUUCGGAGUGUGGCAAGGGCUUCAAACAUAGAAACACAUUUAUUGUACAUUUGCGAAAGAAUCACAACAAUGACACCAGUGAUGACACCUGUAAGACGAAUGAAGAACAAACAGUUCAACGAAUUAUGGCCAUUCUUAAUGAAGCAGUUCAACAAUCUGAUGAAACUGAAACAUAAAACGAGUGUCAAUAAAGUGUUAAUUGGAGCGUAAAGGAAAUGUAAGAAAGGAGUAACGGAAACGUAAAUGAAACCCGAAUGAAAGAAGCGAAAAUUGGAACGUGGAAUGUAAAGGAAG
Molecule: messenger RNA, 1095 nt
Organism: Acromyrmex echinatior (Panamanian leafcutter ant)
Lineage: Eukaryota; Metazoa; Arthropoda; Insecta; Hymenoptera; Formicidae
Biological process (GO): regulation of transcription by RNA polymerase II
Cellular component (GO): nucleus
Molecular function (GO): DNA-binding transcription factor activity, RNA polymerase II-specific
Source: RefSeq, a predicted model, not a curated record